CCCGCCCCAGCCGCCGCCGCCGCCGCCGCUUGUUGAUGUUUCACUUUUUUAAUUCCCGGCUCGCAAGAUGGAGGCGGCGCUGGGACGGCGAGAGCUACUGCCGCUGCUGCUGCCGCUGGCCGCCGCGCUGCUGGGCCCGGCCGCGCCGCUGCAGCUGGGCCAGGAAAUGAUCAGAGUCGACGUUAUGAUGUUGAAUACCAAUGGAGAGUUUCACAAAGGACAGGUUUUUUUUAAUAUCACCUAUGUGAAUGGGCAGGUAUAUCUAAAUGAUUUUCCUAUGAAAAGCGGGGUGGCCCACAUAAAAUGUCAAACAGUAAUAUUGGAGGAUGGAAACUUGGGUAACUUACCAGAUGAGCAGCGCCUGGGAAUUGUCAGUGUUCGCAUUAUGGUUCACGAGUGGCCUUUGGCAUCCGGAUCUGAUUUGCAGCUGAUUGUUGUUCAGGAAGAAGUGACAGAAAUUGAUGGAAAACAGGUUCAGCAGGAAGAAGUAACAGAAAUAGAUAUUUUGGUAAAGGACCUGAGAGUACUUAGACAUUCAAACUACACUGUCCCUUUGAAAGAGAGCAUGUUGUACUCCAUCCCAAGGGACAACGACAUACUAUUUACACUUCCUAACCUCUCAGGAAAAGAUAUUCAAGAUCCACUGCAAACUACCAGUCAGUACCUCAUCCGGCAAGUGGAAACUACAGUAGAUGAGGAGACAUUACCUGGCAAGUUACCAGAGACCCCACUUAGGGUAGAGCCUCCAUCUUCUUACAAGGUGAUGUGCCAGUGGGUGGAAGACUUGAGAAAAGGGUUGUGCAGAUUCUGGUUUCGAUCGUUACCCAUCUUCUUUAGUUUGAUGGAAGUCAUUGUAGUUGGAGUUGUUGGAGCAGCUCUUAUUCUCAAAGUCUUAAAGGUGAUUUUCCCUUCCUGGGAAAACAAAAGCAUCCUCCUCCUGGAUCAAGUCAGCUUUGUACCCGUGAUUACCAUCAGCUUGUCUUCAGAUCUUCCAGACAGGAAAAAUAAUUUAGAUGAGAAAGCAUGUACCUAAUACUGUGUUUACUUUGGAGUUACUGUUGUUUUAAAAACAAAAUUUUAGUUGACCUGAAAUUUGGCACUUGAUCUUAAUACCUUGUUUGUUUCCUACUAAGAAAACUAAGUCAGUUGAUUAAUUGGCAAAGGGACAUUCAGGCCGAGGCCCAAAGCUGACUUCCCUGUGCCUCUCUGUAAACAUGCAGCCUUUUCAGAAGCUUCAAAAUAAAAGAGCUUUCCACCCUGAGGGCUAUACCAUUGGUUUUAACUUCUGUGAAGUCACUUUUCCACACCUCAGAAAGGACGCUGGCUGCCUUCACGCCCAUAGCUAAACCAGGUCAGCUAUCCUGAACAGGGAGACGAUGAAGUUCAGGGUGUCCUGAAGUCUCGAGAGAGAGCAUUUCUUCAGGAAAGAACGAAGGAGUAUUGCUAACAUCAGCUGUGCCUGCAAGCCUCAACAAAGCUGCUCAACUGAGUUUCAGGUCUCUUAGGGCUGAGUGUGCCUUGCAAGGAAAAUAUCACUACCAAACAUUUGUGUAACUCAAAUAAUUUGCCAUUUUAUAUAUGCAAAGCAAAAAUUUCAAAGGCAGAUUUAUAUUUCAAGCACUUUAUUCUGGCCCCUUCCAUUCAUAAAAGUUGUCAGCACGUGUAAGCAAUGUGCUUUUUGUACCUGUGACAGCAGUACUAUGUGAAGUCUCAAAGAGGAAGAGAAAAUGCUACACAAUUCUCCACAAGUACUGGCUCACUCUUGCCAAGCAGGGCCAGUCUGCCCAAGCCAAUUUGUACUGUUAAUGUUUUUCAAAUAAACAUGUAAAUUGUUUCUUA
This is a messenger RNA of Colius striatus (speckled mousebird), 1839 nucleotides long. RefSeq names its product glycosylated integral membrane protein 1 (gene GINM1). The record is from RefSeq and is a predicted model, not a curated record. Bases 68 to 1033 code for a protein of 321 amino acids. Lineage: Eukaryota; Metazoa; Chordata; Aves; Coliiformes; Coliidae. The transcript is spliced from 8 exons.